GUCGCUCUCAUCUAUUGAGCUCCUCCUCUUCUCCUCACUCUCUCCUCCGUCUCUUUCUCUUUCUUGGCUCCACCAGGAGGCCUAGGGUUUUGCUCUCUCCCUGCCAAGUCACCUAAUUUUUGGGCUUCUCAAAAUUUUGAAUCCAGUCCCUUCUAAACUUCCCACAUUUCUCAACCUCUGAAAAAAAAAAAAAAUUGAAAAUCUCCUCAAUGGCCAAAACCAGACCCGGAAAAAAGGACAUCGACGCCUACACUAUCAGAGGCACCAACAAGGUGGUGAGAGCUGGAGACUGUGUGCUGAUGCGGCCGUCGGAUGUGGGGAAGCCGCAAUACGUGGCGCGAAUCGAGAAGAUUGAGAGUGACAGCAAGAGCAAUGCCAAGGUGAAAGUGAGGUGGUACUACAGGCCUGAGGAGUCUAUUGGAGGGCGCAGGCAGUUCCAUGGCUCGAAAGAGCUGUUCUUGUCGGACCAUUACGAUAUGCAGAGUGCGAAUACAAUAGAGGGCAAGUGUGUGGUUCACUCUUUCAAGAACUACACCAAGCUGGAAAAUGUGGGGGCUGAGGAUUACUACUGUAGGUUUGAGUACAAGGCUGCUACUGGGGCUUUUACUCCGGAUAGAGUUGCUGUGUAUUGCAAGUGUGAGAUGCCGUAUAACCCGGAUGACCUCAUGGUGCAGUGUGAGGAGUGCAAAGAUUGGUUUCAUCCAGCAUGUGUGAACCUCUCAAAUGAAGUAGCCAAAAAACUGGAGCACUAUAUAUGUUCAGAAUGUUCAGCUGACGAGGAUGUGAAAAAGCCUGAGAACUCAUAUUCAGCAUCAUUUGCAGAUGAUGUCAAGGUGGACCCUAAGCGCCGAAAGAAGUGACUUUAGUUGCAACAGGCAAUACAAAAUGCAGUACUGCUGUCUGUGCUCUUGUUGGAGCUCUUGGAUUGCUAUCAUGUGGAUAUAGAUUAGGGUUUUCGGAGGGUUUCAGGACUUGUUAUUAAGGAGAUUAGGCAUCUUUUGAAAGUUUCCUUUGUAUCUCAACAAACUGUAGAAUCUCUUGCUAUGACAAAUUUCUGGUUGCGACUUUUAUAAUUGAGUUAUUAACCUGUCAAUCU
Fragaria vesca subsp. vesca is the source of this 1096-nucleotide messenger RNA. Its product is annotated as BAH and coiled-coil domain-containing protein 1-like. Bases 210 to 860 code for a protein of 216 amino acids. The transcript is spliced from 5 exons. Gene Ontology annotation, molecular function: chromatin binding. The record is from RefSeq and is a predicted model, not a curated record. Lineage: Eukaryota; Viridiplantae; Streptophyta; Magnoliopsida; Rosales; Rosaceae.